Sebastes umbrosus (honeycomb rockfish) is the source of this 1772-nucleotide messenger RNA. RefSeq names its product THAP domain-containing protein 1-like. NCBI's taxonomy places the organism in Eukaryota, Metazoa, Chordata, Actinopteri, Perciformes, Sebastidae. The coding region runs from base 79 to 1587 and encodes 502 amino acids. The record is from RefSeq and is a predicted model, not a curated record. Gene Ontology annotation, molecular function: sequence-specific DNA binding. The transcript has 3 exons.
GGUUUGUGGGCGGGGAUAAGCCGUCAUGUUGCUGCGGGGACCGGUCAAACAUCCCUGGUUCAACCAGCAGAGGACAACAUGCCCGACUUCUGUUCUGCUUUUGGAUGUUCUAAUGAAAGAAAUGCCAAAACCAAGGAGCAGGGAAUAACCUUUCACAGGUUCCCCAAAGAUAAGGCUAAAAGACAAUCAUGGACAUUAGCAAUGAAGAGAAAGGACUUUGAGCCAAAUGACCGCUCAGUUGUCUGCAGCCUUCAUUUCAAGUCAGAAGACUUUGACAAGACUGGACAGACAACUCGUCUAAGGGAAGGAGUGACCCCGUCAUUUCCUUACCGCCUUCGCAAAGUGCCCAGAUCAUCCAGGUCACACAAAGCUGCAGCAGAAUCUCCUGAUGUUUAUGUUCAGCUAAUAGAGGGCCUUCAGAUGUCACCCGCAGUGAGUGCAACAUAUGACGGCAAAUUGGUGCCAAAAUCCGCGAGAGCAAAUGAGAUCCAGGCACAUGGAUUUAGAAGAGCCCCACCCAAGCGCACUUGGAGAAAGGUAGAGACAAUUUUGCCACUUGUAGAUCAUGAUUACGACCAAAGAUCCCUGCCACUGGAGGAGCAGCUUCAGGAGGCCCUUAAGACCAUCACAUGCCAAGAAGACGAGCUUGUGAAACUAAGAAUGAACCGCUUCCUUCUUAAACGAUUCCAAUGUGAUGACAGACUAAUUACGUUUUACACAGGGUUUAAAGAUUAUAUCACUCUCAUGGCUGUCUUUAUGGCUCUGCAACCUACAGCUGAAAACAUGGAAGGAUGGAGCCAAAAACAAGCAGAUCAACACACCAUGACAAAUGGUUUUAAAGAGCAAAGCGUACCUCUCAUAGACCAGUUUUUUCUCUUUCUGUGCCGUUUGAGGCAGGGUUUUUUAGUGCAGGACCUUGCAAUUCGUUUCAAUGUAUCGCAGGCAACUGUCAGUAGAAUUUGCACCACUUGGACAAACUUUCUUUAUUACAUGUUAGGAUCUGUCCUUGUUUGGCCUUCAAGAGAAACAGUAAAUAAAUGUAUGCCUCUGUCUCUGAAAAAUACUUUCCCUCGUACAAGAGUGAUAUUAGACUGUACAGAAAUACAUGUACAAAGGGCCAGUUCUACAGCACUCAAUUCAGAAACCUACUCCCAUUGCAAAGGAACGACCACACUCAAGUCCUUAGUUGGCAUAAGCCCGUCUGGUGAACUUACUUUCGUCAGUGACUUAUACACAGGGUCAAUAUCAGACAGAGAAAUCACAAAGUCGUCUGGGAUUCUCUCUUUGUUAGAGGAAAGGGACGAGGUAAUGGCACAUAAAGGCUUCCUUAUUGGUGAUCUUUUGUCUGCCAUAAAAGUCCGUCUUGUGAUACCGCCAUCCCUAGGGUCAGAUAGACAUCUUACCCAGGAGCAGCUGUUGCAGACACAGGAAAUUGCUCGCCUCAGGAUUCAUGUUGAACAGGCCAUUAGUAGAAUUAAAGAAUACCACAUUUUUGACAGAACAUCGUCCAUUGGCACUAUGGGGUCUAUAAACCAAGUCUGGAAGGUGUGUGCCCUCCUCACAACUUUUCAAGGACCAUUGUUCUGAACCUGAACGUAAACAAAACUGCCUUGCCUUUUCUACAUAUAUUUGUAUACAAGUAUUACUAUGUUUAUAUCGUGUGAUCUAGCUCAGGCAUUUAUAGGCUACUUAAUCACUUUAAAGUCUCUUUGUAUAAAAGCAUCUGCACAUAAAUGACUUGUUAAUAAACCUGCCUCUUGGGGAAAAGUUAA